ACUACAAUUUGUCUCCUGAAUUUUCUAUCGCGUUUUCCCACGUGGGAUCAGAUACAGUCAAACAGGUUACUACAGUAGCUAACCAGUUUACUCCUACAAACUUAAUUUCCUAUCCGCAACAGUGUCGAUUGAUUGAAAUGAACAACGAAAACGAAGAGGACUUGGAUCAGUCCUAUCUUGACGAUGUCCUAAACAAUCUGUAUGAUUUUGGUGAUGGACCAGCAAGGCGAAAAAACAAGUCACAGAAAAAGAAACGGAAAAGAACCGCGGAAGAGCGGAAGGAAGCAUGUGCAGAUGAAGACUGUCUUCUUGAGGAAGUACAGCAACAGGACGGUUCAGGAACCUGCUCCGACGUAACGAAAACAGAGUCCGACAAUCAACAUCAUCCGCCAGGAGUAGAAGUGGUGACCUUCCAGGACCCCAUGAAAAAACUCAUGACAAAGAAGAGUCCCAUGGUACCUGUAGCCUCAACUGAGAUAAAGGAGAAGUCCAAAACAAAGGAGAAACAGAAGCCGGAGUUAUUGGAAGAAUUCAGUUUAGAAAAGGCUCGGUUAGAGGUGCACAGGUUUGGGAUCACAGGGUAUAAGAAGGAGCAGCAGAGGAUGUUUGAACAGGAGAGAGCCAUCAUGCUGGGAGCCAAGCCCCCUAAAAAGGAAUAUGUGAACUACAAGUUGUACCAGCAGAUGAGUAAGGACAAGAAGCAGAAAGCCAGGGAAGAGGUCCAGACAGACCUGAAGAAGAAGAAAAAGAAGAGUAAACCGAGGGACGAGAAGAGGAAGUCUUCCUCAGGCAGCUCUGCCCCCACGGGCCAGGUGGGACGCUUCAAGAACGGCAUGCUAGUCCUGAGCUCCAAGGAGAUCCAGAAGAUCAAGACCUCCAGGGUCAGCAAGUGACGACAUGCAUGAGGAGAGGAGAGAGAGAGGAGGGUUUGGUACUUUGUCUGUGGAAACUAAAGGGGUUUACUGGAUUGUUGGUCCCAGACCAACAGCAGUCAAAGUUUGUGAUUGAAAACUUCUCUUCAGAAGGACCAGUACUCUCACCUCAGACAGUAGCUGUUCCAAACACUCAUGGUACGGGAGGACGAGAGAAGAAGAAGAAGAAAAAUGAACCCAAGCCAGAGCGUCACCUAUUCCAUCAGCGUUUAUUAACACAUCCCUUUUAAAAAGGAACCAAGACACCGCAUAUUCUUUUCUGUAUCACCAUGAAAACAAUGUAUGAGUACAAUGCAUUCAUUUUCCAUAUACAAACCACUGAGUACAAAAUGUUUACAUACUUGUGGAGGGGAAAGGAUGAAAACACACACAUGGAUGAUAUUGUAGAAAGGGAUGAAGUCCUGCCCCACGAGCAUAGGGCAGCUGUCACAGACUCGACCUUUAAGCUUCAAAUGUGAGGCCCCAUUGAACGCUUCUAUUCUUGUACCUGGCUUAUACUGUGUCCUUGGAUACCACCACCCCAUACAACAAACACAGUAGGCAUCCCAUAAUGGACUUGAGUGGAGGGCUGAAGAUGAACUGGGUAUGAAAUAAACAUUUCUGUAAUAUAUUUACAUAAAUAUAUGAAUAAAUGUAUUAACCUGUAAAUGUGUUUACGUUCCUGGCUCUUUAAGCAGGGACACAGGUAGAAAGGGGGUCCCAACAUCAGUGACUAGCGCAAUUUAGUUAGCAUAUUUAGCUUUUUGUCUUUUACUUUGAGAUGUUCACAUUCAGAGAAAAUUCCCCGUGGUCGGGGAAAAGGGAGCAUGCAUGUGGUCAGUAGGCUCCUACUGAUGCGAGUUGUUCGAUGGCUUGUUUUCACGGUGGGGGUGAUUCAGUUAGCAGCAACUCUGAGACAAAACGGCACUCAAUCAUCUCACAUGCUGAACCCUGACCAACGCUCUCGUUUCUGAAAACUUCCGUCCGUUCUUGAACCAUCUGCUGCUCUGUGAAGCGCUCUAUGUUGUGAAAAGUACAUCCAAGA
This is a messenger RNA of Osmerus eperlanus (European smelt), 1956 nucleotides long. It is a transcript of the gene fsaf1, whose product is annotated as chromosome 8 C1orf131 homolog. The record is from RefSeq and is a predicted model, not a curated record. Bases 138 to 893 code for a protein of 251 amino acids. Lineage: Eukaryota; Metazoa; Chordata; Actinopteri; Osmeriformes; Osmeridae. The transcript has 7 exons.